AUGUCUCAUACCUUGAACAUCGCCGUUGUUGGCCUUGGCCGCAUGGGCAAGCGACACGUCCAUACUCUCCUGUAUAGGGUACCUCGUGCUCGAGUUGUCGCAGUAUGCAGCUCCAUGGAACACGAAGUCAGGUGGGCGAAGGAGAACGAAGAGUAUAAAGAAUUCGACAUGGGGGUGUAUGAUAGCUAUGAUGAGAUGCUCAACCAUCCUGGACUUCAAGCUGUUUGGGUUUCUACCAGUACCGAUGUGCACUCCAGUCAGUCUCUUGCCGCUAUCGAUAAGGGACUGCACGUCCUUUGUGAGAAGCCCUUGAGCACCGACAUGGCCGAGGCUCAGACUGUCGUUGAUGCAGCAAAGAAGAACCCUCACCUCAAGGUCAUGGCCGGGUUCUCUCGUCGCUUUGACGCUUCUUACCGCGACGCAGCUACCAAAAUUUACAACGACAAGGCCAUCGGGGAGCCAUUCAUGGUUCGCUCCAAUACCUGCGAUCUUCUCGACGAAACUGGCUUCUUCGUUCGCUACGCCUCUCGCAACGGCGGUAUUUUCGUCGACUGCGCCAUUCACGACAUUGAUUUAUCUCUUUGGUACCUCGGCAACCCCAUCCCCAAAGCAUGCUGGGCAACCGGCACUCUCCAACACCACCCCGAGCUCAAAGAUCUCAACGAUGUCGACAAUGCAGUCGGCGUUGUCGAAUUCUGGGGCGGCAAGAUCGCUUACUUCUACUGUUCCCGAACCCAAGCCCACGGCCACGAUGUCUGCACUGAAAUCACUGGAAAGACUGGCAAGAUCUCAGUUAAUGUUGUUCCCAAGGCUAACAAUGUCGUUAUUGCGGAUAAGCUUGGUAUUCGUCAUGAGGUGCAGCCUGAGUAUUGGCAGCGAUUCGAGGAUGCGUUUGCGCUGGAGGCUAAUGAGUUUACUGAUGCGGUGUUGAAGAAUAAGCCGGUUCCUUUGCCUAUUGAGGGAGGAAUUCAGGUCAUGAAUAUUGGCAGGGCGCUUCAGCAUGCGCUGUUGAGCGGAAACUUGGUCACGUUUGACAAGGAGGGCAAUUGGGAGUAG
This is a messenger RNA of Fusarium mangiferae, 1056 nucleotides long. RefSeq lists its product as uncharacterized. The record is from RefSeq and is a predicted model, not a curated record. Gene Ontology annotation, cellular component: cytoplasm. Gene Ontology annotation, molecular function: nucleotide binding; oxidoreductase activity. Gene Ontology annotation, biological process: NADPH regeneration. NCBI's taxonomy places the organism in Eukaryota, Fungi, Ascomycota, Sordariomycetes, Hypocreales, Nectriaceae. Bases 1 to 1056 code for a protein of 351 amino acids. The transcript is spliced from 3 exons.